AAUGGAAUAGACGUUCAACAAUAAUUAAAUAUGUAUAUAUUUGUUUUGAAUAGAUGGCGUAUCGUAAUGCUCUUUGUAGAGAAAUUUAACUAGAAAAAAACUUCUCUAUUCAAUGCAUAGAGACACACCUUCACCCAUGGAAGGUCCUGACGAAAUGGAUGAUGAUGGAUUAGUACUUGAUGAUGACAUUGAGGUUAUUGAAGAUGAAGAUAUAGAAAUUGAAGAUGAUGAAGAUAGCCUAGAUGAUGGAGUUGUAGAAGGAGCUGCAGGUGCUUCUUAUUCAGUGAAGGAUGACUCUGUUCAUGUGUUCAAAAAACAUACAGGUGCAGUGUUUUGUUGUGAUGUGGAUCAAAGUGGAACCUAUGCUGUAUCUGGAGGGGAAGAUGAUAAAGCCUAUGUAUGGAGGAUAGCAGAUGGAGAAGUUCUUCUUAAUUGUUUAGGUCACAAGGACUCUGUUGUUAAUGUUGGAUUCAACCAUGAUUCUACACUUGCAGUGACUGGAGACAUGAGUGGUGUUAUUAAAGUUUGGAAACUGGAUUCAAAAGAAAAUAUUUGGAGUUUUGAAACAACAGACUUGAGAUGGCUUGAAUGGCACCAUGGAACAAAUGUCUUGUUAGCAGGUACAGUUGAUGGUGAUUCAUGGCUGUGGAAAAUACCAAGUGGAGAAUGUAAAACUUUUCAAAGUUUUGGGGUUCCUAAUUGUUGUGGAAAAGUUUUACCGGAUGGUAAAAGAGCAGUAAUUGGCUAUGAAGAUGGCACUGUUAGAAUAUGGGACUUGAAGUCAGCAUCUGUUCUUCAUGGCAUUACAGACAAGUUAGCUCAUGAAGAGGCAGUAACUGUGAUGGAUUGCUGUAAAGAUAACACACUAGUGCUAACAGGAUCCACAGACUGUACAGCAAAACUCAUUAACACAAACUCUGGAAAGGUUUUGGCCACGUUUCAAUGCAAUGAUAAACCAGGUGAUGAAAAAAGCAGCAAUUCUGUAGAAAGUGUUGGAUUUUGUUCCAGUUUGCCACUUGUGGCAACAGGAACACUAAGUGGGACAUUGUUCAUAUGGGAUAUACCUACCCAGACACAGAGAAGUGCAAUUCAGCUUCAGGCAGGAAUUGUUAAGCUGUUAUGGGACAAUCAGUUACCUUUAAUAUAUACAAGCACAUUGGAUGGAGUUGUGUCUCUUUGGGAUGGAAGAAGUGGCCACUCUGUAACUACAUGGGCUGGGCACUGUGCUGAGAUCCUUGAUAUGGUAUUAUCAAGGGAUGGACAAACAUUGAUUACAGCGUCUGAAGACAAAACUUGCAGAGUUUUUAAAACAGACAAAAAACAGUAAUGAAAGUAGAUUGUGUCAAGUCUUUUGUAAAUAAAAAAAAAGUUGAAAGUAUGAAA
Limulus polyphemus (Atlantic horseshoe crab) is the source of this 1383-nucleotide messenger RNA. Its product is annotated as angio-associated migratory cell protein-like. NCBI's taxonomy places the organism in Eukaryota, Metazoa, Arthropoda, Merostomata, Xiphosura, Limulidae. The coding region runs from base 113 to 1327 and encodes 404 amino acids. The transcript has 12 exons. Gene Ontology annotation, molecular function: protein binding. The record is from RefSeq and is a predicted model, not a curated record.